AUGUUCAGGUCUCUUCUGUCAAAGAUCGAUCCGCCAAUUGAUUAUGUAGGUCAGAAACUAGCAUCUGAUCUUAUGUAUCUUAUAUUUGGGGUUGGAUACACGGCAGCACUUAUAGUUGGUGUCUUGCUUAAUGACCUUGUGUACACAAUGUACAUAAGUGUUGGAACUCUGGUUGUUUCUGUCGUUGUUGUAGUUCCGUCCUGGGGGUUCUAUCGUAGAAAUCCCCUGAAAUUUAGGCCACCUGUUAAAGACAAGAAAGAAUAG
Messenger RNA from Encephalitozoon hellem ATCC 50504, 264 nucleotides. RefSeq lists its product as uncharacterized. Gene Ontology annotation, cellular component: endoplasmic reticulum membrane; signal peptidase complex. The transcript has a single exon. Gene Ontology annotation, biological process: protein targeting to ER. Lineage: Eukaryota; Fungi; Microsporidia; Unikaryonidae. The record is from RefSeq and is a predicted model, not a curated record. The coding region runs from base 1 to 264 and encodes 87 amino acids.